CAUCGCACCCUUUCAGUCACGCCGCUUCAGUCCUGAAACUUCAGUCAGCCGUGUUGUGAAAAUGUUUCGACACUUUCUGACCAUUCAACAGCUUUCCAGAAGGCAGAUCUCCAGCACUGUCCACAGGCAGAUGGCCAACAAGGUACCCGACAAACAGAAGCUGUUUCAGGAGGCCAAUGGGGUUCCAAUUCAUCUGAAAGGAGGAGUCGGGGAUGCUGUUUUGUACCGGGCAACUAUGAGUCUCACAGUUGUGGGAACGGUGUUCGUCAUGUAUGAACUAUUGAAAGCAGCUGUCCCUCAGAAGAAGGACUGAUGUUUGCCGAACAAUACACACAGUAUAUUUAAUCCUUAAUUUGAGAGGUAGAAGGGACCAAUAUGAUAUAAAUAACCUGUGACUGUUAUAAACAGACAUAUUCUGAUUGUUUUAUUUUACUCCGUGAUGAUUGCAAAAAGCUAGCAUUAAAAUAAAAAAAUCUAUUUUGCAAUAAGAAAAA
This is a messenger RNA of Danio aesculapii, 494 nucleotides long. RefSeq names its product cytochrome c oxidase subunit 7A2, mitochondrial. The record is from RefSeq and is a predicted model, not a curated record. Gene Ontology annotation, biological process: regulation of oxidative phosphorylation; mitochondrial respirasome assembly; mitochondrial electron transport, cytochrome c to oxygen. The transcript has 4 exons. NCBI's taxonomy places the organism in Eukaryota, Metazoa, Chordata, Actinopteri, Cypriniformes, Danionidae. Bases 62 to 313 code for a protein of 83 amino acids.